UAAGCAUCUGACUGUGGGAUAUUCAAACGUCUCGUCGCGUGCUAAAAUGGAGGCAGGUUUACUUGUAGACACGCGGUCACUUUCGUUCCCUGACUACCCAGACAUUGAGAAAGCUUAUGUCAACCAUCUGUCCUCACACGAUCUUCCAGCAAUUCGGGAAGCAUUGAAACCAGGUUCAUUGACUCAAGAGAUCCAGAAAGCCAGGGAACAUAUCAAGACGUCUCUGGACCGUGUAUCCGUAUCCCGACCAUUCGAUAUUUCGCGUCUAGAUGAACUUGAAAAAGUUGUCAAGAGCCUCGUCAAUAGAAUAUCGGAACUUGAAACGCGAAUAGGCAGUUUAAAGUUGUUGAAUGAAUCUGGGGAUGCAGUUAAAAAAACAGCGGAGGACGCAGAAUCUGAUCUCUUUGGUUCGGAUAGCGAGGAUGAUCGUGAAGCAGAGCGUGUUAGAGCUGAACGAGAGGCUGCGUAUUAUGCUGCAAAAUCCUCAAAGCCAACAGUUGUGGCGAAAUCCAGUAUCAUCCUUGAUGUAAAGCCAUGGAGUGACGAAGUAGAUAUGGAGGAGCUUACUUCUUUGGUUAAAAGCAUUCAGGCUGAUGGUCUUUUAUGGGGUCAAUCGAAGUUAGUGCCCGUUGCCUAUGGCAUCAAAAAGCUGCAGAUCUGCUGUGUCGUUGAGGAUGAUAAGGUGGGAACUGAUUUUCUUGAGGAAUCUAUCAUGCAAUUUGAAGACCAUGUCCAGUCAGUGGAUAUUGCAGCAUUCAACAAAUUAUAAUGCAGCAAAUUUGUAUUAUAUUGUGGACUAAAUAGAUGUACUUCUCUCGACAAUUGUAUUCUUUUAGAUGCUGAUUAUCUUACCAUUCAAAAUGGCGACAAACGCAUUUUUACACUGAUUUUAUUUUUGCAAUUAGAGUUGUUUGAAGGCGUAAGUUCUUGGUUGUUCUACUUUGAGUGAUGCCCUUAGAAUUUUUCGUAUCACACAUAGUUUCAAACUAGUGCCUGUUUAGAAGCCUUGUGUACACAUAAGUGAAGCUUUUGAUGAAUAUAAUAUGUAUAAAUAAUGACUAUAAAGUAACGCACCUGCCUAGUACUAAGCUUUCAACUUGAUUUGUGAUGGUUUGGUUUAUAAUACUAUCCGUUCCCAUUAUUAUGAAUGUCACACAGUAAAACUGUUAUUCACUGAUGAUGUUUCGAGUAGAAUAUAUUGAUCAUAUUCAUCAAAGUAUGUAAUUAUGAGUAAUGAUACUCUCCCACUAUGUGAUACAUAAAAAAUCCUGUUCUCA
Messenger RNA from Heterobilharzia americana, 1277 nucleotides. The record is from the annotation of a GenBank genome assembly. Lineage: Eukaryota; Metazoa; Platyhelminthes; Trematoda; Strigeidida; Schistosomatidae.